Messenger RNA from Mandrillus leucophaeus (drill), 4255 nucleotides. It is a transcript of the gene MAP3K15, whose product is annotated as mitogen-activated protein kinase kinase kinase 15. NCBI's taxonomy places the organism in Eukaryota, Metazoa, Chordata, Mammalia, Primates, Cercopithecidae. The transcript has 28 exons. Bases 33 to 3596 code for a protein of 1187 amino acids. Gene Ontology annotation, molecular function: MAP kinase kinase kinase activity; ATP binding. The record is from RefSeq and is a predicted model, not a curated record. Gene Ontology annotation, biological process: MAPK cascade; cellular response to stress; protein phosphorylation.
CCUUGUUCAUUGCAGAUGUUGCUGUGGUAGACAUGAGUGAUGUCUCCAGACAGCCUUCCCUCUUCUACCAUCUUGGAGUCCGAGAAAGCUUUGACAUGGCCAAUAAUGUGAUCUUGUACCAUGACACCGAUGCCGACACUGCUCUCUCUUUGAAGGACAUGGUAACUCAAAAAAACACAGCAUCCAGUGGAAAUUAUUAUUUCAUCCCAUACAUCGUGACACCGUGUGCUGAUUAUUUUUGCUGCGAGAGUGAUGCCCAGAGACGAGCCUCCGAGUACAUGCAGCCCAACUGGGACAACAUCCUGGGCCCGCUGUGCAUGCCUUUGGUGGACAGGUUCAUUAGCCUCCUUAAGGACAUGCACGUGACCUCAUGUGUUUAUUACAAAGAAACCUUGUUAAAUGACAUCCGGAAAGCCAGAGAGAAGUACCAAGGUGAGGAACUGGCGAAGGAGCUGGCUCGGAUCAAGCUCCGCAUGGAUAAUACUGAGGUUCUGACCUCAGACAUCAUCAUUAACUUACUCCUGUCCUACCGUGAUAUCCAGGACUAUGAUGCGAUGGUGAAGCUGGUAGAAACACUGGAGAUGCUGCCUACGUGUGAUUUGGCCGAUCAGCAUAACAUCAAAUUCCACUAUGCGUUUGCACUGAAUAGGAGAAACAGCACAGGUGACCGUGAGAAGGCUCUGCAGAUCAUGCUCCAGGUUCUGCAGAGCUGUGAUCACCCAGGCCCCGACAUGUUCUGCCUGUGUGGGAGGAUCUACAAGGACAUCUUCUUGGAUUCAGACUGCAAAGAUGACACCAGCCGAGACAGCGCCAUUGAGUGGUAUCGCAAAGGGUUUGAACUCCAGUCAUCUCUCUAUUCGGGAAUUAAUCUUGCAGUUUUGCUGAUAGUUGCUGGACAACAAUUUGAAACUUCCUUGGAACUAAGGAAAAUAGGUGUCCGGCUGAACAGUUUGUUGGGAAGAAAAGGGAGUUUGGAGAAAAUGAACAAUUACUGGGAUGUGGGUCAGUUCUUCAGCGUCAGCAUGCUGGCCAGUGAUGUCGGGAAAGCCGUCCAGGCAGCAGAGAGGUUGUUCAAACUGAAACCUCCAGUCUGGUACCUGCGAUCACUAGUUCAGAACUUGUUACUAAUUCGGCGCUUCAAGAAACCCAUUAUUGAACACUCACCCAGGCAAGAGCGGCUGAACUUCUGGUUAGAUAUAAUUUUUGAGGCAACAAAUGAAGUCACUAAUGGACUCAGAUUUCCGGUUCUGGUGAUAGAGCCAACCAAAGUGUACCAGCCUUCUUACGUUUCCAUAAACAAUGAAGCCGAGGAGAGAACGGUUUCUUUAUGGCAUGUCUCACCCACAGAAAUGAAACAAAUGCACGAAUGGAAUUUUACAGCCUCUUCCAUAAAGGGAAUAAGUCUAUCAAAGUUUGAUGAACGGUGUUGUUUUCUUUAUGUCCAUGAUAAUUCUGAUGACUUUCAAAUCUACUUUUCCACCGAAGAGCAGUGCAGUAGAUUUUUCUCUUUGGUCAAAGAGAUGAUAACCAAUACAGCAGGCAGUACAGUGGAGCUGGAGGGAGAGACUGAUGGAGACACCUUGGAGUAUGAGUAUGACCAUGAUGCAAAUGGUGAGAGAGUUGUCUUGGGGAAAGGCACGUAUGGGAUUGUGUAUGCUGGCCGAGAUCUGAGCAAUCAAGUGCGAAUAGCCAUCAAAGAAAUUCCGGAGAGAGAUAGCAGGUAUUCCCAGCCACUGCAUGAGGAGAUAGCCCUGCACAAGUACCUUAAGCACCGCAAUAUCGUUCAGUACCUGGGCUCUGUGUCAGAGAAUGGCUACAUUAAGAUAUUUAUGGAGCAGGUGCCUGGAGGAAGCCUUUCGGCUCUUCUGCGAUCCAAAUGGGGGCCGAUGAAGGAACCGACGAUCAAGUUUUACACCAAACAGAUCCUGGAGGGCCUUAAGUAUCUCCAUGAAAACCAGAUCGUGCACAGAGACAUAAAGGGCGAUAAUGUUCUGGUGAACACCUACAGUGGAGUGGUGAAAAUCUCCGAUUUUGGGACCUCAAAACGUCUUGCGGGUGUGAACCCCUGCACAGAGACUUUUACUGGCACCCUGCAGUACAUGGCACCUGAGAUAAUUGACCAAGGGCCUCGUGGGUAUGGUGCCCCAGCCGAUAUCUGGUCGCUGGGCUGCACCAUCAUCGAGAUGGCCACCAGCAAGCCUCCGUUCCAUGAGCUCGGUGAGCCGCAGGCAGCGAUGUUCAAAGUGGGCAUGUUUAAGAUCCACCCUGAGAUUCCAGAAGCUCUUUCAGCUGAAGCCCGAGCCUUCAUUUUAUCCUGUUUCGAGCCUGACCCCCACAAACGUGCCACCACCGCUGAGCUACUGAGAGAGGGUUUCUUAAGGCAGGUGAACAAGGGCAAGAAGAACCGAAUUGCCUUCAAGCCCUCAGAAGGUCCCCGGGGUGUCGUCCUGGCCCUGCCCACACAGGGGGAGCCCAUGGCCACCAGCAGCAGUGAGCACAGCUCCGUCUCCCCGGACUCCGACGCCCAGCCUGACGCACUCUUUGAGAGGACCCGGGCGCCCAGGCAUCACCUUGGCCACCUUCUCAGUGUUCCAGACGAAAGCUCAGCCUUGGAAGACCGCGGCUUGGCCUCAUCCCCGGAGGACAGGGACCCAGGCCUCUUCCUGCUGCGCAAGGACAGUGAGCGCCGCGCCAUCCUGUACAAAAUCCUCUGGGAGGAGCAGAACCAGGUGGUUUCCAACCUGCAGGAGUGCGUGGCCCAGAGUUCCGAAGAGUUGCAUCUCUCAGUUGGCCACAUCAAGCAAAUCAUUGGGAUCCUGAGGGACUUCAUCCGCUCCCCGGAGCACCGGGUGAUGGCGACCACAAUCUCAAAGCUCAAGGUGGACCUGGACUUUGACAGCUCGUCCAUCAGUCAGAUUCACCUGGUGCUGUUCGGAUUUCAGGAUGCCGUAAAUAAAAUUUUGAGGAACCACUUAAUUAGGCCCCACUGGAUGUUCGCGAUGGACAACAUCAUCCGCCGAGCGGUGCAGGCCGCGGUCACCAUUCUCAUCCCAGAGCUCCAAGCCCACUUUGAGCCUACCUGUGAGACUGAAGGGGUAGAUAAGGACAUGGAUGAAGCGGAAGAGGGCUAUCCCCCAGUGGCCAGACCUGGCCAGGAGGCCCAGCCCCACCAGCAGCACCUGAGCCUCCAGCUGGGUGAGCUCAGGCAGGAGACCAACAGACUUUUGGAACACCUAGUUGAAAAAGAGAGAGAGUACCAGAAUCUUCUGCGGCAAACUCUAGAACAGAAAACUCAAGAAUUGUAUCACCUUCAGUUAAAAUUAAAAUCAAAUUGUAUUACAGAGAACCCAGCAGGGCCCUAUGGGCAGAGAACAGAUAAAGAGCUUAUAGACUGGUUGCGGCUGCAAGGAGCCGAUGCAAAGACAAUUGAAAAGAUUGUUGAAGAGGGUUAUACACUUUCUGAUAUUCUUAAUGAGAUCACUAAGGAAGAUCUAAGAUACCUUCGACUACGGGGUGGUCUCCUCUGCAGGCUCUGGAGUGCAGUCUCCCAGUACAGAAGGGCUCAGGAGGCCUCAGAAACCAAAGAUGAGGCUUGAUACCAAUCAGCUAAGCUGGAGCAGAGUGUGCCACCAUGCUACAUGUUUUGUUAAAGCUUCUGUUAGUGUACACACGAAUUCUGCUGUUUACGUAUUUAAAAAUGCCAUUGUUCAAUUAAUAGUUUAAGAACUUAAGUUUUAAACACUGUCCUGAGUUUCUUUUGAAACCUAUUAUUUAUAAACAUAGAACUGUGUGUAUUGUGAAAACAGUGAGCCUUAGUUUUGACCUCCCGGAAUAUUAGGAAAUUCACCUGUAGUCCCAGCUACUAGGGAGGCUGAGGUGGGAGGAUUGCUUGAGCCCAGGAGAUGGAGGCUGCAGUGAGCUGUGAUCAUGCCACUGCACUCCAGCCUGGGCAACAGAGCCAGACCCUGUCUCAAAAAAAAAAAAAAAGUACACCCUUUAGCACUUGCUGGAAUGGUGAAACAAGGGGUGUUUAACAUGGAAGCUGGGACACUGCUUCAGAACUGGUAUGGUACUUAAAUUUGAUACGAAUGUGCCUUGUAGUUAAUGUUUGAUAUGAACAGAAAAUAGCUUCAUAUUUAUACUGAAUGUGUAAGUAGAGAAAACUAAGUUAUGUGGCCUUUGAAAUGAUUGUGAAAGAAAGAGUCUUAUUUUAAAAUGGAACUGUCCUCCUGCCUGAUAAUAAAUAUUGUGUCUU